UGCACUUGAUACCGCUUCCGGUAAACAUGGCGACGGAUUUGAAUGCAGGCAUCCCAGACUACGAACCCGGCGAUGGAAAUACUAGAACUUUCCACAUCGACGCGUUCAGAAAGGAGUGGCUGAGCAGACUACAGCCGUCUGACUACUCUUACCCGCCGCAGGAUGAAAACGCCUUUCACGCCAACUUUGCCCACGAAUUGGGGGUUAGCGUGGACAUGAUGCGGGAACUCAAAGAUACAUGCAACACAGCGGCACUGCAUUGCUAUCCCGAAGACCAGUGCCCUGACCCGGAAGUCGUACCUGAAGACUCCACCCUGAAAACCCUCAUUGAAAGGAAGAAGCAUCAAGACCACAAAUUGUCCCUUAAAAUCUCCAAGAACAGACACGAGCUUUAUGCAGAUGAGCAGGAGCGAUCGUCCGUCGCGUGGAAACCAGAGGAGUUCGAAAAUCUGGUCUCCGAAGGAGACGUCAUUCUGACCAUCAAUGUCUACUACCCAGCUAUUUUUGAAAAAUUUGUCUAUGUCAGACCCCACGUGACGCUGCUGGUGCUAGGAUCCCAAAGCCUGGUAAAGCUCAGGGACGCCAUCUGUUGCGCCAGCGACUUGCAGGUGUGCGGCGAGUUCAGCAACACGCCCGAAAUGGCGCAGGACUUCAUCAGCAAAGACCACUACAAGUCGGCCUUCUUUUUCUUUGAAGGAGUGUUCUAUAACGACAUGCGAUAUCCUGAGUGUUGUGAUAUCAGCAGGACGACGAUCAAGUGGGCAAAGGACAACCACUUUCCGUCGUACCGACAGGCCAAGAUGGAGGACACAAAGUUUGAGGAUCUGAAGGUCAAAGUGGGCUUCCCUUAUCUCUACAAUCACCAAGGGGACUGCGAGCAUGUCGUCAUCAUCAGUGACGUCAGGCUGACUCACAAAGACGACUGCCUGGACAGGAAGUUGUACCCGCUCUUGACGCACAAGCACCGGGUCGCGGUGCAGAAGUGCGCCGUUUGCUACACCUUCAUCGCAAGGUGGUGCACCACGGGCGACCAGUUCGCUCCCAGUAACCCGUGUCUGUUCUGUGACAAGUGUUUCCGCAUGCUGCACUACGACAAGGACGCAAACAAGCUGGGAGACUUCCUGGCGUAUCCCUACGUGGACCGCGGCGCUUUCAACUAACACGGUUUUGUCCCACAGGUGCAUCUUAACUCAUCCCAUUUCAUAAGUGAUUUAUUAGCUGUGAUUAUCAAACCAUUUUUGAACUUCAAUAAUAUUUUCAUUCAUUGAGAUGCACCUGUAAAUGUUAAUAGUUGUCCGUGGAGGGGGGGCGUGGCCUGCGGGCCUGCAGCG
This is a messenger RNA of Entelurus aequoreus (snake pipefish), 1331 nucleotides long. It is a transcript of the gene snapc3, whose product is annotated as small nuclear RNA activating complex, polypeptide 3. The record is from RefSeq and is a predicted model, not a curated record. Gene Ontology annotation, molecular function: core promoter sequence-specific DNA binding; RNA polymerase II cis-regulatory region sequence-specific DNA binding; RNA polymerase III type 3 promoter sequence-specific DNA binding. Lineage: Eukaryota; Metazoa; Chordata; Actinopteri; Syngnathiformes; Syngnathidae. Gene Ontology annotation, cellular component: snRNA-activating protein complex. Gene Ontology annotation, biological process: snRNA transcription by RNA polymerase III; snRNA transcription by RNA polymerase II. The coding region runs from base 27 to 1160 and encodes 377 amino acids. The transcript is spliced from 9 exons.